Vespa velutina is the source of this 2551-nucleotide messenger RNA. Its product is annotated as transient-receptor-potential-like protein. Gene Ontology annotation, biological process: GPI anchor biosynthetic process; calcium ion transmembrane transport. Gene Ontology annotation, molecular function: calcium channel activity. Bases 186 to 842 code for a protein of 218 amino acids. Lineage: Eukaryota; Metazoa; Arthropoda; Insecta; Hymenoptera; Vespidae. Gene Ontology annotation, cellular component: membrane; glycosylphosphatidylinositol-N-acetylglucosaminyltransferase (GPI-GnT) complex. The record is from RefSeq and is a predicted model, not a curated record. The transcript has 6 exons.
AAUGCCUGAUGAGGCGAAGAGGAACUCUAAACUCGUCUCUGAUCGACUAGAUAAUUCUUUGUACUUUUAUCGUUCAUAAGAACUUAAGACAUAAGUCUUUUUUUUCAAAUAAACGAUUAGAUCUCGAUUUGUGUUAGCGAGGCUACCAUGGAUAUACCUGUCUGGUUAGGGAACCACCUCACGUUAUGUGUUACGUAAGAGUCAAUCCUAUCCGCAUUACGGAAUAUCUUUUCUUCGCAAUUUUUGGACAAAAGAAUACCGACGAUUUCUCGAUUUCGGCGAGGCAUAAGUUGCAACCAAAAUGGACGAUAUAUUUAUUUAAGAUAUCAUUCUCUCUCUACAUGCUUGUCACCGUUAUCAUCUUGAUCAAUCUUCUAAUUGCUAUGAUGAGUGACACUUAUCAAAGUAUCCAGUCGCAAAGUGAUAUAGAGUGGAAAUACGGGCUCAGUAAACUUAUACGUAAAAUGCAAAAAACACGAACUGCUCCCUCGCCGUUAAAUCUGUUUACCACGUGGAUAAUAUAUCUUAUAAAGAUGUGUAAGAAGAAAACAAAUAAAAAAAAGAAAAUGAAUGUAAUGCAUGGUUUUAUGACGAAACAUACACUUCCGAAAAGUUCAUUCUCUCGAGAUAAUAAAAUACUUUCAUUGGAUCGCAACAAGGUCAACGAUGGUUUCGCUCUACUACGUUCGAGUCCUUUUCAAAGCCAAUCAUCAUUAAUUCAAGCGUCAAAAAUAGAAAAUGUCGUCGAAUGGGACAUAGUUCGUCGGAAAUAUAGAAUGCGUUUUGGAGAUGAGAUAGAGAAACCGUCGGGAGAGGAUCACAUCGUCAAUGGAACGAUAUAAAUGAUCUUAAUUGUUUCGCAACAAGUAUUAAUUUCCAGUCAGUCUUAUACCACAAAUAUAGUCAUAUUUCUUAAAUAUAUACAUUUGUACCACCUUAUAGAUACGAGAAUAUAUUGAGAGUGAUAUAAAAAUCAUACUUGACGUUCUACUUUUAUAUCUCAUUUUUUCCAAAUGGUGGUUGUGCAUUAGUUUCCAAGAAAAAUGAACCACGAGCAUUCCGAUUAACGUUUUCACCCAUGAACACCAUAGUAGAGUUAUCUCUGCACUUGCCUGCUUUAAAUUCUAUCCAACUAUUGCAUUGAACAGCACUAAAACUUAAUGGAUUGAUAAUAGAUUCGCCCAUAAAAUCGUGAGCUCUAGCAUGACUGCAGUAUUCUGAUAACAAUAAAAACAAGAAAAGUUUACGCUUAUAAAAAAAGAAAAAAAAAAAAAGAAAAAAAACAUUAAUAAUUUAAAAUCACUUACGAGCUGAGAAGACAGGACAUCCAGGCUGCCUGAAUGUUCCUCCGUUUGGAUAGAAAUCAACAUGACCAAUUGAUCUGAUGAAGCCAAGUGUUCCUGCGCAAGUGUGUAUGAUAUCCACAAAUUUGGCAUCUCUAGAAUCUAAACGAAUUCUUAAAUCGUUCAAACUCGAAGAUUCGAAACCUGGUCGAGCUGGAUCCAUGCCAGUUAUUCUUCCAAUUGUUCCGGAUACUUUCAUCCCAGCAAAUCCAGCAACAUGAGCUCCUAAACUAUGUCCUAGUAUGUGUACAUCGUCCAGCGAGAGGCCAGUUUGUGAGACAAGAAAAUCCAACAUUUCUGCUAUAUAUUUGCCGAUCUAUAAGCAUGAUAUAUCCAUCCAGAAUUUUAGAAAUUAACAAUUUAUUUUUUCUAUAAAUCGAUUCAUUUCAUACAAACCUGGCGAGUUAGUUUCGCGGCGAUCCCAUACUCUUUCAACGAUGCAGGGAACCAGUUGAUGCUAAUAACAUUAUAAUUACCCACUGUUAGAUAAUUUUGUCGAAAAUCUUGCAGCCAAUAUGUGUUUGCACUAUCUGUCCAUCCAUGAAUGAGUAUCUUUGUAGGAUUUUCAAAUUCAAAUGGAGAUUCUUUUAGACCUGUUAUAUCAUUCACCUUCAAAAAAUAUCCUUGAACAGGAUUAUUUUUUGUAUAGAGCUUGAAUGUAACAUCUUCGGAUAUCAAAUUCGGAUCGAAAAUAUUAUUUAUAACCGAUCGGUCAUCUUGAAUUGUUCCCAUUGGAUUAACAAGAGCAUCUAAAAGUACUUCUCCUAAAAAAAAUCUUUGCGAUUUAUCCGCCGUUAAAUUGCGUUGCAUAUCAUUGGUAAAACUUUUAGAUAAAUCUGUAAAUAUAACAGAUUAACUUUACUAUCAAUUUCAUCAACUAAAAACUUUAGAUACUAUAUUAAAAGAGGACUGUAAAAUAUUUACUUAGAAGAGUUAAUAAGAACACAAACCAAGCUAUGAACGUCAUGAUUGCAUUUGCUUAGACCAACAGUAGGUACCAUUAUUUAUGUAUUCGAAUCUUAUGUAACAAUACAAUUUUCUAUUCUCAUAAAUUUUGUUGAGUAAAAUAAUAGGAUAAAAUUGUUGCCUAACUAAUGGUUGUCAUCUAAUCAGUUCCGCUACAUUACAUUAUUUACGUUGAUUUAUCUAGAAUGAAUUUUCUUUUUGUUUAUUGGGCAAUAAAAAGAUAACAAUCAGAAAACAUGCAU